CUCCAGCAUUCAAGUUUGGAUUGCGUUAAAAGGGGCCCCAGAGAUGUGGAUCAGUUGGUGUCCUUGGUGGAGUGGUACAACGCUACGGUGGAUCAUCUCCAUGGUUCUUCUCCAAAGUCAUCCUUGAUGGGCGGAACUUUUCCUGGAGUCCUUGGCUACCCAGGGGCUGAAGGAGAUUUCUUCCCAAUAAAGGUGGAGACAGAAGAAUCAUAUUCUGAAGAUGAACCUCAGCCAGUGGAAAAUGCACUUUCUGGACGGGGUUUCCCUGAGGCUGAUCCUGAUGUGUUACAGGUAAAGGUAGAGACACAAGAGCAGCUGAACCCAAUGGGAAGCUCAGAGAUUACAUUUACAGCCGGGGUAGAGAGUUGUCUGGAGCACAAGGCAAGCUGGGACCCAGGAAUGCACCGGAUUGAUUUAGCUCAGCAGAAUUUACCUGUUCCCGAAGCCAAGGCUUCCACACACACCCCGGAGUCUUCCCAAACCUCCAGCGCAUCUGCCGCAUUUUCACUUCCCAGGGAAAAGACUAAACCGCAAUCAAACGUGAGCCCGAGAAAUGGGCAGCGUUCAAUGAGGUGGAAAAUGACACAUUUCCCUUGUUCCAAGUGUGGAAUGACUUUCUCUACCAGGACAGAUCUUAUCAAGCACCUGUGUGUGGGGAAAAACGACAGCAUUUCUCAGCACUCUUCAGAAGUCGGCGACCCCCUCGGGGCAAAGGCGGAACGUUCCGGCCACGCGGAAGGGAAACCUUUCAAAUGCCAUGAAUGCGGGAUGGAUUUUGCGGAUGAGCCGUCUCUUCAGUCCCAUCAGACGCUGCACGCAGAGGAUAGACCGUUCCAGUGUAACCAGUGCGGGAGAAAGUUCUCUCUGCGGAGCAGCCUUUCCAAUCACGAGAGGAACCAGUCGUGCGAGCAGCCGUUCCGAUGCGAAGAGUGCGGCAAAAUCUUCUCCCGGAAGAGCAGCCUUCACAGCCAUCAAAAAAUCCACACGGGGGAGAGGCCGUUCAUCUGCAUGGAGUGCGGCAAAAGCUUCUACGAGAAGAGCGACCUCCGCAAGCACCAGAAGAGUCACACGGGGGAGAAACCCUUCAACUGCCCCGAAUGUGGGAAGAAGUUCUCUCUGGUGUGUAACCUUCACAAGCACCGCAAGCUGCACGAGAAGGAGCACGUUUCACCUAUGGAUAACGAUUUCCUUGACGGGAUGAUCUUCUGACCCGUGUUCCUUAAAUGUUCCUUUAUUUAUGGCGCCAGAACAAAAAAUGUUGUUGAGUUUUCUAUGUAUGUGAGUGUGCGAGUACUUCAGGCCUUCCUCAGGCAGCGUGUGAUCAUUUGUGCCCAGAGCGUGACUGCAAAGAGGGGCGACCCGUCCCCUAAUCUUUUCUGCAGCACAAGCAGUUUGUUCACAAACACAAAAUGUGUCUGGAAAUUGGGGAAGGAAUUGCUUAAAGUUAAGGAAGUUUUACCUGGAAUUUGACUCACGUUUCUUGCCCCCUGGAAUAUCACUAAGAUUUGUCAAUUUACAAGGUUGUCCUUGAAGGACAGAAUUUUGGGAAAACUUUAUGGCACUCGUGCUCACGCUUCUAAACCUUUGGCAACGUUUAUGCCAUCCCAAAACAAUUGGCAAAGUUUUAAAGCAUAAAGCCUUUAAGGAGUUUGUGAACCUUGCUCAGCUGUGAUCAGAAAGUACGUCUAGCAGCAAGCUGGGUGGCAGUGGGUGGCUGACCGCAUACUGGGUGACAGGGUGGGUGACCGUGGGUGGGUGACAGUGGGCUGGGUGGCAGUAAGGUGGGUGACAGCAGACUGGGUGACAGUAAGGUGGGUGACAGCAGACUGGGUGACAGUGGGCUGGGUGACAGUAAGGUGGGUGACAGCAGACUGGGUGACAGUGGGCUGGGUGACAGUAAGGUGGGUGACAGCAGACUGGGUGACCGUGGGUGGGUGACAGAAAGGUGGGUGACAGCAGACUGGGUGACAAUAAGGUGGGUGACAGUAAGGUGGGUGACAGCAGACUGGAUGACAGUGGGCUGGGUGGCAGUAAGGUGGGUGACAGCAGACUGGGUGACAGUAAGGUGGGUGACAGCAGACUGGGUGACAGUGGGCUGGGUGACAGUAAGGUGGGUGACAGCAGACUGGGUGACCGUGGGUGGGUGACAGAAAGGUGGGUGACAGCAGACUGGGUGACAAUAAGGUGGGUGACAGUAAGGUGGGUGACAGCAGACUGGAUGACAGUGGGCUGGGUGGCAGUAAGGUGGGUGACAGCAGACUGGGUGACAGUAAGGUGGGUGACAGUGGGCUGGGUGACAGUAAGGUGGGUGACAGCAGACUGGGUGACCGUGGGUGGGUGACAGUGGGCUGGGUGACAGUAAGGUGGGUGACAGUAAGGUGGGUGACAGCAGACUGGGUGACCGUGGGUGGGUGACAGUGGGCUGGGUGACAGUGGGCUGGGUGACCGUGGGCUGGGUGACAGUAAGGUGGGUGACAGCAGACUGGGUGACAGCGGGCUGGGUGACAGUAAGGUGGGUGACAGUAAGGUGGGUGACAGCAGACUGGGUGACCGUGGGCUGGGUGGCAGCGGACUGGGUGACUGUGGGUGGCUGACAGUGGGCUGGGUGUUUGUGGGCUGGCGUUCCCAAAUCUGCUUGUUUUAUUGGGGAGAUAUAUGGCGAGAGCAGAAAAGACUCCGUAGACUGCUGCAGCUGAAGCAAAGGGGUUUUAUGAACUAUACGGAAGUGGAAGUUCUGUGCACAAGUUCUAUGUUAUCAUCUUAAUCUAAAAUACCUGUUGGUUUCAAUAAAAGAGUUGUAACGUG
Messenger RNA from Xenopus laevis (African clawed frog), 2805 nucleotides. RefSeq names its product gastrula zinc finger protein XlCGF52.1-like. Lineage: Eukaryota; Metazoa; Chordata; Amphibia; Anura; Pipidae. The transcript is spliced from 4 exons. The coding region runs from base 127 to 1209 and encodes 360 amino acids. The record is from RefSeq and is a predicted model, not a curated record.